CGGUAUGCUCUUUGAGCAGACUGCUGGAUUUUAUCUCAUCGUCGACCGGACAUGAUCUCGAAAGAUGCCUUCAUUGAUGUUCCCGCUCGUGACAACAUCAAAUGUCAUGAUUGGCCAAGCGGCCAUGGGAACGCGACAGGGGGCUCGUUAUCGGGCAGCAGCCCCUAGAGGGCCUCUCCACUGACAGGUUGCGAUCGGGUCUAAAUCAUUUUUCGCCUUCACCGCUGCUCGACUUCACAAUUUUUGUCGCUGCGUCUUCUGAAUCUGAAGCCAAAAAAAAAAAAAGGGCAACAUGGCGGCGAAGACCAAGGCCUUGCGCGUAAUUGCUGUCGCGAGCUUUGUCCCAGCGUUUCCGCUGUUGCUGGCUCACGGCAUCGUGUCGCACUCGCCCGUUCCCGCCACGGGCCUUGUGCCACUGGCCUUUUCGGCCGGCGCGUCGCUAUUCAUCCUCGUGCGCCAGAACAAGCCCGUCCACGACGCCUCCGAGGAGGCAGCGCAUGGAGAGGCGGACUCCGAGACGCCCCCGGAUGGCUCCUCGCAUUCUAUCGUUACCUUCGCGGUGGACCUGAUCGCGGCAGCAGCCCUCCUCAUCGUCCUGGUCUUCUCAUGGCUCGAGUCGGCCAGAUUCAACGGGCAGCAGGCGACCCUUGCUGCGUAUGCCACGAUCCCGUUGCUGGUGAACCUCUUCUUGCAUCUUUACCUUGCGGUGCGAAGCUUCUCCUCCGGUCUUGCGCUCCAUGAUCUGAUGCAGUACCUCGCCUGGCAGGUCCUCCCGGCCGACUGCCCGAACUGCGAGCACCGACUCCGCCCGUCGUCACCCCCGAGAAUCCCCUGGCUCGACUCGGCGCGGAGAGCCAAGCUCCCCGCCGCCCCAGGCCCCGAGGCUCCGGCAGCAGCAUGGAAGGUGCCCAGAUGGUUCAAGAGGAGGGCCUCCGACGAAAGCGCGGCACUGCUCGUCAACGACGACGAGCAUGACCGCUAUAGGGAUGAACCGGAGGAGGGCGGCCCCUCGUCUACAUACGUCGAGGACCCGGUGGAGGUCGUCGUCUCCCCGGGCAAGAAGAGCAAGAAGGUCAAGGAUAGUCCGCUGCCUGCUGAUUAUGAGAGUGAGGAGGUGCGAUGGUAACGUCUCUUCGGGUUAGAGGCACGUGAAAACCCACAACACGCACAGCAGAUUGUAGCGAAGAACAUCGCGCACAGUCCUGUGCUGUCAAGCGGCGUCCUGCGGCGUAGCACAAGUUGACGAGCAGUUGUAAUUGUGGGCAAUCGUGGAUUUGACUGCCACCAUGUGUAGUUCUUGGUUUUGGUUUACGCUAGACUUAUACCCCCAUAUGUUUG
Molecule: messenger RNA, 1338 nt
Organism: Truncatella angustata
Lineage: Eukaryota; Fungi; Ascomycota; Sordariomycetes; Amphisphaeriales; Sporocadaceae
Exons: 2
Coding region: 293-1126 (277 amino acids)
Source: RefSeq, a predicted model, not a curated record